AUGCCUAAAAAAGACAAUACUAUUGAUACAUCUUUCUCUAGAGCAACAUCUACAGGCCCGUAUCCACAAGCUGAAUUCACGGUUGCCAAUUCCGGUGCGAUGCAGUUCACAUGUAACCUUCCGCCUGUCGUCGAUGCCGCGGAUUCAGAGGCUAUAGAGGGUGGUAACAAUGCCGAACUGGACGGAAAUGAGUCAACCUCAAUGCCUUCCAAUCAGUCUUCGACAAAUGACCAGGAUGAACACAUUCCUCGCCCUACGAACAGCUUCAUUUUGUUCCGUACGGCGACGGAUAAACGUAACAUUCCCGAACUCGAUAAUGUGAAGAGGGCCGGGGCCCGAUCGAAAGUCAUCGCUCAACUUUGGAAAGACUUAAAACCCGAAGAGAGACAGGUCUGGGACCAGCGGGCAGAAGACAUCAGGAAGGAGCACCAGAAACGCUAUCCGAAUUAUAGAUAUCAACCGAAACCCAGACGUCCGAGAAUUCCUAAACGGUCUGGCGCACCGGACGUAGAGGCCUCAGCGGAACGCAGACGUCCAUCGAAGCGGAAAUCCGGACGAAAUGUUCCCGAUACCAUCGUUACCUCUCCCAAUGUUACGACCACCGAGUCUUUCCAGACACGGCAACCGCAGGAAGUGCAUGCUCCUCAGCCUGUCUAUGCACCAAAUUUCCUGCAACCCAGCCCAAACUCAUUGCAACCUAAUGGGUUUGACCUUUCAACUUUCGAGAGAAACUCAUCGGGAACUAGGCCGGAGAACUAUUCUAACACAACCCAUACUCCCUCAGGACAUCCUCAAAUUACUCAACCUUUCCGCAAUGAAAUACAGGCAACUCAUGCAGGAGUCCAGAGUAUGCAGAUGACUGGUUUCCCAGGACCUUCUAUGCCAACAUAUGCGCAUCCUGAUCCAUACGCCAGCGCUCCUUGUGGACGGGGAAUGCAGACGGACUCCUCGUUUUGGCGGACUACAACUGGCUUGAACGACACAGAUGCCAAUAGCUUGUUUAAUCAAUGGUUUCCGCAGAACUCCAACGUUUACGGAGGUAUGCAUACGAGUGGUCCUUUCGGACACCCAGGAAGCAACGGCACCGCGUUUAACACUAACUACGCCUCUGGAAGCCAAUCUAAUCAAUAUGUCUCGUCACACCCCUGGGAUUUUGCCACGCCUACCUUUUACGCACAGACCGGACCUACGUGGCAGUAUUCUUGA
Molecule: messenger RNA, 1206 nt
Organism: Fomitiporia mediterranea MF3/22
Lineage: Eukaryota; Fungi; Basidiomycota; Agaricomycetes; Hymenochaetales; Hymenochaetaceae
Exons: 2
Coding region: 1-1206 (401 amino acids)
Biological process (GO): anatomical structure morphogenesis; cell differentiation; regulation of transcription by RNA polymerase II
Molecular function (GO): RNA polymerase II cis-regulatory region sequence-specific DNA binding; DNA-binding transcription factor activity, RNA polymerase II-specific
Source: RefSeq, a predicted model, not a curated record